CCCAGGCGGGGGUUAAAUGACUUUCCAGGCUACCAUGCAUCUUUCAAUGUUUCUGUAGCCUCUGCCUGCGGACUGGACGACGCGCUUUACCGGUUCUCGGGUCGUACUUUAAUCAAGCGAGAAGGGCGUCCAAGAUGUGGUUUGCAAGCGAGAGUCGGGUCGCGAUGAGUAUGAUUUAUAUUAAGAUGGCUGAGACGUUUUCUAAGUGUACAAAUGUAUGGUCGAAGGAGAGAAAGCUUUGCCAAGCAAUGCUGACGGAUUCCCACUGUGACGCAACUGCGAACCGACUUCCCGCCGGCUCACUCCUACACUUCAGUUGCGGGCCAAAAUGAAACCCGCGAUAGCUGUACCAGCAAUCGCUGCGCUGAUAUACCGAGCGUGGUCCAGAAGGUCAUUGACGCCCGUCGGACUUCUCGCCGCUUUCCUCACAGCUUUCAUCCACGCACUACAUCCGUGGAGUGUGGGCUUCACGCUGCUUGGCGUUUUCUUCCUGGCUGGAACUGCCGUCACGAAGGUUAAGCACGACAUCAAAGCGAAGCUUACACAGUCUGCAACCGGCGCUUCCGGCGGAGAAGGCGCUCGAAACCACGUCCAGGUAUUGGCCAAUUCGCUAGCAGCUACGGCCCUGAUCCUGCUCCAUAUUUGGCACUUGAAGAAGGAAGGGACAUACUCGAAGGAGAAUCUGUGUUGGGGACGGGGUAACGAUGUCUUGGUCGUCGGAAUAGUAGCGAACUAUGCCGCCGUGGCAGCCGACACAUUCUCCUCUGAACUUGGUAUCCUCUCGAAAUCCAAGCCUCGCCUUAUCACCGCCCCAUGGCGCGUCGUCCCUCCCGGAACAAAUGGCGGAGUAACUCUGGCUGGCCUCAAUGCAGGGCUGUUGGGGUCAUUCAUCAUAGCUUCUACCUCUACGCUUCUGAUACCGUUUUGCAAGGAUUGGGACGCUGCUGGCAAGGCGAAAUAUACGCUGGCAAUGACACUUGCUGGCUUCAGCGGAACACUGCUGGACUCGUAUCUGGGAGCGGUUCUGCAAGCGAGCGUCAUCGACGUUCAUUCCGGAAAGAUCGUUGAGGGCGAAGGCGGGAAGAAGGUCUUGAUCCACGGAAGCCAUGUCAAACCCAUAGCCAACCUCCGGAGUCACGCAAUCAGCUAUGAAGAAGGGAAAGAGGGUGUAGCAAAGACGUCUGCUGUGGAUUCUAAGUUGAACGAGUCCGUCAAGACUUCGCGGACAAUGCAGAAGGGUGGAGCAAGUGGGGCUGCAGUUACUGAUGGACAGCAUGAGAGCCGGAGGGUUGAAGUCGGGCAUGACAUACUGGAUAACAACGCCGUCAAUCUUCUGAUGGCGGCUUUGGUCAGCGUUGGAGCUAUGCUGGCGGCUUGCGUGGUGUGGGAGUUACCGUUUAGUAGCAUGAUUCCUGUCGGCCUGCUUAUCCCUUCGGAACAAGCCAACAUGUCUCUCCGCUUCGUCCCCCCGAAAGCGCACCCGACGCACACCUCCCUCGAGACAUCUGCGCCCUCCGCACCCGGCGUCCACGACACUCUCCGUUCCCGGCUCGCGCAGACUUCAGCACCCGCGACCGCUGCCUCGUCAACCAAGCCCGUCGAACUUCAAUCAGCGCAUCCACUAGAGGCCCGCCUCGUCCAAUGGCGCGAGACGCAAGACCGGCUGAAGAUGGAGAUGCUGAGGCGUCAGUUCGGCAUCGCGGAGCCUAUUCGGAGGGGUAUGGAGCUCAAGAUUGCGACUGCGGGAGAGUGGAGACCGGCGGUACUGGGUGGAGCUAGCGGGGUGCAUAGGGAUAUCCUCGAGGGGCGGGAUUGCGAGAUUGGCUGGGAGGACGUGUUUGUCGGCCACGAGCUCCGCGAAGUGCCAGACUUCCACACCGAGAUGGAGGCCAAGAUGAAGAUGAACUGGUAAAAGAGCUAGGAGAAUGAGAGGUCGGCCAUGGGAAACACAAAGACGAGAAGCGGGAGGAUUAGAGUCCGGAAGAGAACUGUCUCCCUCAACCACAGUCUUGAUUCCCGGGGAGGUGGCCUGUAUUAUACUUUCGGCAUGGCAUGCACCUCGGCCUCGGGCGUGCAGCUCGACAUAGAGUUAGGAUAUCAACAAGGAACCAGCUUAGUCUGUUUCUGGGAUGAUGAUUGGAGCCGACCAGCUUUCGCAG
This is a messenger RNA of Trematosphaeria pertusa, 2159 nucleotides long. Its product is annotated as UMP1-domain-containing protein. Gene Ontology annotation, biological process: proteasome assembly. The transcript is spliced from 6 exons. Bases 329 to 1912 code for a protein of 527 amino acids. Gene Ontology annotation, cellular component: membrane. The record is from RefSeq and is a predicted model, not a curated record. NCBI's taxonomy places the organism in Eukaryota, Fungi, Ascomycota, Dothideomycetes, Pleosporales, Trematosphaeriaceae.